AUGGCUACAUCGACUGCUCCUUUCACGACUCCCGUGCUUGGGUCGCGAGAGCCUCGCGAGGGGCACCAGUCCACAGGCUUCGCCGCUCUCCUUCCAGCAUCUCAUCGCAAUAAAGAUGACCAUAUUGUUGUUCCCCGACCUGACCUGGAGUUUCUAAAGCGAGAACUUCUUGUUAAAAGAUUAAACGAUGUCCAAGAUUGGCUUUGGAUCUGCGAUCACCAAGUUCUCAUCUCUCGAGACAUCAUCAUAACCGAGGACCCCGAACUCCAUCUCGUAUGGUCGAAAAACCGCAUCUACCUUAAGCCGAUUCCACUAUAUCUCCUCGACCCAGAAUUCUGGAAACAUCAUAUCCACGGCGACGAUUUAAUAAAAUGCGCCCGAGGUUUCCUCUACUCCUACACCGCGCUCAUCGCGUACGAAAGCGACUUCAAGCUUGCGACCACUAAGGGACUGCUGCCUGAGGACAUCGACUGGGCGCAAUGGAAAACACUCUCGAGGGAGAUCCUAACGAGUCACCACUACGAGUUUAUCAACCCGAGAUACUGGUACGGCGAGCUACGCCUGAGUCGACUGAAUAAAGUGUACCGAAUACGGCAAGGAUUUGUCUUGCGCGGCUACUCCAAAGUCGCGUCUCACGCGGUCUACGGGGACCUAAUAAGCGACAACUUCGGUGCCCUAGCAACGAUACUAGGAUACGUGGUCAUCGUGCUCACUGCAAUGCAGGUCGGUCUCGGCGUGGAAAGACUCCAGACCGACGAGGCAUUCCAAAACGCGAGCUACGGGUUCACGGUAUUUUCCAUCAUAGCGCCACUAGUAGCGAGCAUAGGGAUCGCGUUGGUAGUGGUGGUCAUGUUUGCCAGUAAUUGGGUGGCCACGAAGAGUUACGAGAAGAAGAGGUUUCGCGUUAUGAACGUGGAGCCAUUCUGGAGAGCACCGGAACCGAAGGCGACUUUCUCGUCCGUUAAAAGUAAUCAAGCCAAUCCGAACGACCAUAAUGUCUAA
Annulohypoxylon maeteangense is the source of this 1002-nucleotide messenger RNA. RefSeq lists its product as uncharacterized. NCBI's taxonomy places the organism in Eukaryota, Fungi, Ascomycota, Sordariomycetes, Xylariales, Hypoxylaceae. The record is from RefSeq and is a predicted model, not a curated record. Bases 1 to 1002 code for a protein of 333 amino acids. Gene Ontology annotation, molecular function: oxidoreductase activity. The transcript is spliced from 2 exons.